This is a messenger RNA of Lytechinus variegatus (green sea urchin), 2915 nucleotides long. RefSeq names its product U5 small nuclear ribonucleoprotein 40 kDa protein-like (gene snrnp40). Lineage: Eukaryota; Metazoa; Echinodermata; Echinoidea; Temnopleuroida; Toxopneustidae. Gene Ontology annotation, molecular function: RNA binding; protein binding. Gene Ontology annotation, cellular component: catalytic step 2 spliceosome. The record is from RefSeq and is a predicted model, not a curated record. The transcript is spliced from 9 exons. The coding region runs from base 57 to 1106 and encodes 349 amino acids.
UGUUAUCGAGCCAGCUAAUCAAUUAGCGAGAUCGUACACCUCGAUCUUUCGAUAUCAUGCCGGUGAUGGACCACAAACGGAAAGCAGAGGAAGGUGCUUUAGUUGCAGUUAAAAGAUCGAAGCAUCAUGAACUUGUGGCUGCAAGCAAUCAACAAAAUGCUGUCAUACAAGCGGGGCCACCUCGCCUAUCUAGCAUGACUGCUGCUAUCAUGCUAUUGACUGGCCAUGAGGGAGAGAUCUUCAGUGCUAGAUUCCAUCCUAAUGGACAGACACUGGCAUCGGGUUCAUUUGACAGGUCUAUCUUUUUAUGGAAUGUGUAUGGAGAGUGUGAGAACUAUGGAGUAUUAAAGGGCCACCAAGGUGCUAUCAUGGAGCUCCAUUAUAACACUGAUGGCAGUCAGAUUGUGUCCUGUGCAACAGAUAAGAUGGUAUGUCUAUGGGAUACAGAGACAGGAGCUAGGGUGAAGAGAAUGAGAGGACACACAUCAUUUGUCAAUUCAUGUUACUAUGCUAGGAGAGGUCCUUCAUUAGUCACCAGUGGUAGUGAUGAUGGAACCAUCAAAAUUUGGGAUACAAGAAAACGGGGCUGUGCCCAGACGUUCCAAAGUACUUACCAGGUCUUAGCUGUUUCCUUCAAUGAUACCAGCGACCAGAUUAUCUCCGGUGGUAUUGACAAUGAUAUCAAGGUGUGGGAUCUGAGAAAGAAUGGACUACUCUACAAGAUGUCUGGUCAUAGUGACUCUGUGACUGGGUUAGAACUAAGUCCUGAUGGGUCCUAUAUUGUUUCAAACUCCAUGGAUAAUACGUUACGAAUUUGGGAUGUACGACCGUUUGCUUCACCAGAAAGAUGUGUGAAGAUAUUUCAGGGACACCAACACAACUUUGAAAAGAAUUUAUUACGAUGUUCAUGGUCUCCUGAUGGUAGUAAGGUUGCAGCUGGAUCAGCAGAUCGUCAUGUCUAUGUAUGGGAUACCACAUCUAGGAGAAUCCUAUACAAGCUACCUGGCCAUGUUGGCUCUGUCAAUCAGAUUGACUUCCAUCCUCAUGAACCUAUCAUCCUCUCCUGUUCCAGUGAUAAGCAGAUCUACCUGGGGGAAAUCUUGUGAGGAUAUGAACCAAACAGAACUCUUGAUAUGGGAACUACUGUAGCAGUGGAGGCAUGACAUCAUUGAAGAAGAGCAUUAAUCUGGUUCAGAUUGUGCUUCACAUUGCUGCCUAUUAUCUCAAGCUCACUUUACUUCGCAAGGGAAAUCGUCCUGCUUCUGUAUGACAAGGAAGUUGUCAUGUUUCUUGUGAAAAUGGUGGAUUGAUUUUAUUAUUGGUUGACCAUCUUGUGCAGAAUCUGCCCUUUCAAUAGUACAUUAGCCAAAUGUAAUUUGAAAAUUUGUGAUUUAAAAUUGAGCUUCUAUAAAUGUUUUAAAUAAAGCUUCAGGUUGUUUUAGAGUGCAUGAAGAAUCAUACAUCUCUUUCAGACAGCCUUGUAGGUAUUUCGUAGGCUCAUAUUCUGAAGCCGGGCUUAAUUUUGACUCUGGUUUAAAGUAGUGGUUUAACUAUGGAUAGCCAAUUGUGACGUAAAUAUCUAACAGUAAAGGUUCAUAGUAUCAGCUCAUUUGACUCUCAAAUCAUUCUUAACUGUCAGGGAAUGAUAAAUAAGAUAAUUGUCUUUACCAUUAAAGAAUUAGGAAAGAGCACAGUGCGCAUAAGAAACACACCAUAUGAACAAAUUUUUACAUGUAUGGCUUCCCAUAAUUUAGCACAGAGUUAGACUAUGGUCUAAGUUAAACCUGAGUUCCGAAUACAGGCCAUAGAUUUUAAGUCAUUUAUGGCUUUAUGAAUGACUUGGAUGUAGUGAGGUAAUAAGGUUUUGGCCAUGAAUGUAAGCUAGAAAUUGAAAGCAGCUGGUAUUGUCUAAAUUUCUUGCUAAUGCUUAGUAAAAAAAAACCAUUUAAGACAUUGAUUAAAUUAUUUGAAAUAAGAGUCAUCAUCUGCUCUUAAAAUCACUUUUAUAUUCAUUGUUAACACAGUUGUAUAUAAAAUUUCAAAGUUUUCAGAAUAAAACAUUUUGGAAAGCUUAGUUCCAUAGAAUACAAAUAAACCAUAAAGUAAAUUCAUUAAAACUUAUCUUCUUUUUUUUGGACACAUCAAAUUCCAGACCCUUCACCCCAUAGUGAAAUUAUUGGUGUAAAAUUAAGAUGCUUCCCAUAGAUUCUAUUGUGCAUAAGGAUCUGUGUGUCAUGUAUGUGCUGAUGAAAUUGCCUUUCCCAUUGGUUUGUGCAAACUAAUGAACCAACAGACUGCCCCAGUUGGAAAUUAGUUAUUUGAGUUUUCUUUUGCUCUCCUUUUAAACCCUAUCAACAAUCAUGUUAUUGGGUGCAAUGUCUUGGGAACAUUUAUGCAUUCUCUCUAAAGGAAUGUCAUCGGGCUUUGUAUUUUAGUUCAGAAAUUUGGAGAAAAAAAAGCAUCCCUCAAAAAAAAAGGAAAAAACAACAACCAAACUUUUGUAUUUACAUAGAGUAGACUGCAGAAGUAGUCAAAUAAUUGCUUAACUAGAAUCAUUUACUUCAGACCAGACUUUGUAAAAUAUGUGUUAGUAAUGUCUUUCAAGUCAUAUAUCACCGACAUUGAAAAGAUUUCACUGCUUCCCGAAAAAUUUGACUUUGGAAGUCAUCUUUCUUAGUAUUAAUAAAAGUUCAAUUUGUCAAAGUCCAAAGUCAUGGCAGAUUCAGCUUAUACUGUACUUGAUUAAUUGUAGUUGUGCCCUGAAAUGAUGACCUUAGUAUAAAAGAAAGUUACUAUUUUUUAGAUUUGUUGGCAGGGGGUUAUACUUAUUAUUAGGAAAUAUAUGUACAUGUGUUUCACAGUAUCAUUGUUCAGAUGUAAAUAUUGUGAAUAUUUCUUGAAAAUUUGUAAUAAAA